This is a messenger RNA of Trypanosoma brucei brucei TREU927, 171 nucleotides long. RefSeq lists its product as hypothetical. Lineage: Eukaryota; Euglenozoa; Kinetoplastea; Trypanosomatida; Trypanosomatidae. The record is from RefSeq and is a predicted model, not a curated record. The transcript has a single exon. Bases 1 to 171 code for a protein of 56 amino acids.
AUGAUCCGCACGUAUGAGAGCACUAAUAUCUCUGUUGCAUGUCAGCUCGCCAAUCCCGUUGUUGUGCUUUGCUUCUUUCCACAUUCUCUUCAACUUUCGUUUUUGUUGUUUCUUCCUCAUUUCUACUUCUCGCACGUAAAUGCAAAUCUGCUCUCCACUUACUCAAUUUAG